UAUACCUUGGUAUUUUGUGAACCUCGGUCACGUGGCUCGUUAAAUACAUAUCUACGAGCUUGUAAUCAGUAGUCGGUUUAACAUUGGUGACUGUUCUAUGUGUCUUUUGUUUCAGCCGCUAUAAGUAAGUUUUUUUAAUACUUUGAACUCUGUCACUACAGUCAUAAUGUAGGGAAAACAGCUUAGAAAUUCAAAUGAACCGUAAAAACAAAGCUGAAUUUUAAUCAUUCAAUUUUAAUAGUAGAGCGUGCAAAGAGCAACAAGAAAAUAUUGAAUCGAAAUUUUCGAAUCUCAAACAAUUAAGUUAUUGUAAAACAAACUGAAUGCAAUCCUUUUUCAAGGUAGUGUCACCGGUCGUGUCUGCCGUCCCAUCGGACUAUGAGAAUAAGGAAAUAGAGAGUGCACCUGUGCUUGCGCACACACUUGUGUGCUGUAUGAUAUAUCCUGCGUUUAGGGUUAAUGUCCACAUGACAAAACUUUUUUAACAUUCUCUUUUUAUGACUCGUUGAUACGUCUGUCAAGUUGUGAAAAAGAAGAAACGACUUGCGAUAUAAGGCGCUCGCCGUACGGUCGUCUUCAGUGUGCUCGUGGCGUUCGAGCCGUCUACAUUUCUUGUUGUGUGGUUCUUUAUGGGUUGCUUGAGAUAGGCUAGGGGAGUGACUUGAGUGGAAAAGGGGAGUAUUUGUUAAUAGUCAAAGGGCCCUUUAACCCUACACACAACGUUCACAAGUGCGUGACUUCACUCAAGGUCAUUCUCUGCUAUUCUAGGGUCUUAUUUAGGUUACAGUUAGAUUUGUUAAUUAAGUUGUCAUUUUUCUGAGUAGUUUGCUAAAAAUAUAUUAUUAUUUGUAUGUAGGUGUAGUAACUAACGAUGUGGAUAGUGAUACUUCCGCUAGUUGCUUUGUGUUGCACUGCGUGGUGGGUGAUCACCAACAAAGAUGAACCACCGGCGUAUCCUGGCUACCUGCCUCUGAUAGGGCACGCUCAUCUACUCAUUGGAGACAGUAUAAAAUUAUGGAAUACAGUGAAGGAACUAUCCUACGAGAGUUUGAAAGCUGGCGGGGCCAUAGCAGUGUCCAUAGGUCCUCGGACGAUUUACGUUGUGACGGACCCAGACGACUAUCUGACCGUCGCUAACACGUGCUUACAAAAAGACAACUUUUACGAAUUCGCCAAACCGUGGCUAGGGGAAGGACUAGUCACUGGUGACUUACCGAUAUGGAAGGUGCAUCGAAGGCUACUGAACCCAGCGUUCAGCCAGGUAGUUCUGGACGGUUUCUUGGGCGUGUUCAACGGCCAGUCUCGGCGCCUCGUCAGAGAUCUGGAGGCUGAAGUGGGCAAAGGACCGUUUGACCACUGGGUGUACACCCGCCAUAAUGCUCUGGAAACUAUAUGCUUAACUGCACUGGGGGUGGACUUCACAGACAAGAGCGUGCUGAACAGCGAGUAUGUGAAUGCAGCGGAACAGAUGUUCAACAUCCUGGUGGACAGGUUCCAGAGGUUCUGGCUGCACAGCCACUGGCUCUACAGCUGGUCUGGCUUGCGGACGAAACAGGACCAGUGUCUGAAGAUCUUGCACAACAUGUCUAACACUGUCUUACAAAAGAGAAAAACAGACUAUUUGAGAAACAGAGAUUGCAAGGAUGUUGAACAGAAGACAAAAGGUCUAAAAUUCAAGCCUUUUAUGGAUCUCCUUCUGGAACUGGCAAUAGAGAAGGGUGCCUUCAACAACCGGGAGAUCAGAGAACACGUGGACACAAUGAUAGUAGGUGGUCACGACACCUCCGCCAGCGUGCUCAUGUACACCAUGCUGAUGAUCGGGUCCUACCCUCAAGUACAAGAGAAGAUUUUCGAAGAACUGAACAGCGUGUUCGGAGAAGAGGACAGGGAUGUGACGAAGCAGGACCUGUCCCAGCUGGUGUACCUGGAGGCUGUGCUGAAGGAGACCAUGCGGAUCUACCCCAUCGUGCCCGUCACAGCGAGACGCCUUGACAGAGAUGUCAAGCUACGAAACUACACUCUAACGAGAGGGCGGACGUGUUUCAUGUUUGUGUAUGGGGUCCACAGACACCCCAUGUGGGGUCCGGACGCUGAGGAGUUCAAGCCGGAGCGUUGGCUCGACCCCGCGACAUUACCUGAGUGCCCCACCGCGUUCGCUGGCUUCAAUAUGGGAAGAAGGAUUUGUAUAGGAAAGUCUUACGCCUACAUGUCAAUGAAAACGACCCUAGCGCAUGUGUUCCGACACUACAGAGUGUCCGGAGACCACACCAAACUCGUCGCCAAGAUCGACGUCAUGCUGAAGCCGGUCUCGGGACACUACGUCACCAUAGAGCGGAGAAAAAUGUAAUGCGCUGCCGUUCAAUGUAUCCGUAAUAUACAAACCGUGAUAAAAUAUGUACCAAAAUAUAACAAAAUAAUAAUAAAUUCUUAUUCAACUCAGUAAUAAAUUCAUCAAUGCUUGAUCGAAUCAGAAAUGAGCUGUGUCAGUGACUGACAUAGCGAGUCGCGAAGCAGAAGUGGCAAUGGACAGGCAAUGUAGUUCGAAGAGCCGAUGGACGUUCGGGUCCCAAGAUUCUGGAAUGGCGACCCCGCACCGGAAAGCACGGUGCUGGUCAACCCCCCAGUAAAUGGAUCGAGGAUAAAAAGACCAGUGAAUUUUACCUGUCUGAACUUACGAUGCCGAAAAAUGGACACUGACAGCGAGGCUAGUCCACAAACUCCAAGUCACUCAGCGUGCUAUGGAGAGAGCUAUGCUUAUCUCUUUGAGGGAUACAAUCCGCAACGAAGUGAUUCGAUAACGAACGAAAGUAACAGAUGUAGCUCUCAGAGCUAGUACAUUGAAGAGGCAGUGCGCUGGUCAUGUCUGUCGAACGACUAAUGGUCGUUGGAGUCGUAAGGUCCUUGAGCGAAGUGUGAGGAGGAAAAAGCCAAAGAUAGGGCUGGCGCUGCUUAAAAUAGGCCUAUGUCCAGCAGUGGAUAUAUAGUGGCUGACGAUGAUGAGGCAAGUUUUAUUUAUCAAACAAGAACUGAUUAAAAUUAAAUAACAACGGGUUUAUGAUUAAGGACCUGGGUAUUAUGAGAAUUGUCCAAAUAAAUCACUUUAUCUGUAAAAUAAUUAUUUAGGUAUGUGUGUUUUGUUCUACAAUA
This is a messenger RNA of Bicyclus anynana (squinting bush brown), 3147 nucleotides long. Its product is annotated as cytochrome P450 4V2-like. The record is from RefSeq and is a predicted model, not a curated record. Gene Ontology annotation, molecular function: heme binding; monooxygenase activity; oxidoreductase activity, acting on paired donors, with incorporation or reduction of molecular oxygen. NCBI's taxonomy places the organism in Eukaryota, Metazoa, Arthropoda, Insecta, Lepidoptera, Nymphalidae. The transcript is spliced from 10 exons. Bases 872 to 2347 code for a protein of 491 amino acids.